This is a messenger RNA of Cladocopium goreaui, 2829 nucleotides long. NCBI's taxonomy places the organism in Eukaryota, Dinophyceae, Suessiales, Symbiodiniaceae. The record is from the annotation of a GenBank genome assembly.
AUGCGACGAAAAGAAUUUGCUAGUCAUUUGGGAAUUUUGCAUGGUGAUUCUGCUGCCGUUCUUCAGUUCUGCCCCAGCAAUUCCAGUAGGGCGGGAUUUCCAAUGUGUGAAGAGUUAGCCAUGGAAACGAUUCUGCGCAUAAGCUUUCCAGAUGGCCGGAAAGAGGAGGAGAUUCACACGACUCUAGAGAACUGGCCCGAGUUUCAAGUGCAGGAUGCGUGGCCUGCGAUCGAAGAGAAGCUGGAGAAAGUGAAAGUGAAACACCAUCUGGAGAAGUACACCUUCAGAUACGUUUCAGAUCCAUCUUUGACUCAGUCACAGGAGUUGUGGGAUUUGAGGGAUGAAGACAACUUGGAGGAUCUGAUUCAGACCAGCUUGGAGAAGGAACCAUCCUUGCCCCCUUUGAUUUUGCAGGUAGUUCUUGCCCCUCCGGGUCAAACGAUCUGGGCACCGAAUUUCUAUGAGUCUGAGACCCCCCAUAUCUCUGGUAUCUCGUGUAGCUUUGGCCCUUCGUAUGGCUAUAGAUCGCCACUCGCCACAUCGGUGGGUCCGGAGGACGUGCCAAUCAAGCUAAUUCGGAAGCGGACCUUUUUGGAAUGGGUUCCGGUGGGGAACGCCAGACCGUAUCACACAGACAAGUUGCAACCAGUUGACACUGCCAACAAUAUAGAAUAUCAUGAGAGGAGUGCGGUUGCCAGCCUUAGAGCUAUUGCCAGCAGUCUUGAGGCUGCCUUGGACGGAGCUGAGGCCGUAUCCUCUGCCUUUGCUGGCCCUGAGGCCCCUGUGACAGUAGCCUCACUGGAAUUGGACUUAGAGGCAUCUGCUAUCUCUGCGUUUUCCGCUGGGGCCUCUUCUGGACCUUCAGCUUCCCGCGUUUCAAGCCACGACGAGAUUGCUCAGCUUCUUACUGCUGCCCCUCCUGCUUGUCACCAAAUCUGUGCCACUUUGCAGUGCCCCCCUGAGGAGAAGAGGUCCAGAACCCAGAGAGCCUGGGAAGCUGGUCUGUGGGCAAAGGCCACUCUCACAGGACAGAUCGACCGUCCUAGGCCUACCCCCAAGCUUGACAAGAGGCCCACUGUCUACGUCAUCUUGCGGGUCUCAAUGAUGGAGGCACCUACGGAAGUGUUUCGGAGCUUGGAGGAGGUCCGAACUCUCGACCAAGGGCCAGUCCCUACCUAUGUUGUGCAGCUCCCGGAGGUAGUAGAUGCGGCAACAGACUCGACUCUCCCUUCCAUGGAGGUUCUGGCUAUUCCUGUGCUCUCUCGGAGCUCUGGUGUUCUGAUGGCUCUGCCGGCCGACUCCCUUCCUCCAGAGGUGGCCUAUCCUGUGGAUCCUCCUCUGCCUCAGGCACUGAUAGGACCAGUCAAGGAGAUUUUGGUGACAGCCGCUGCGGACGACGAAGAAAGCCUGGAGAAACAUUUAGACUUGCAGCUUCAAUGUAUGCUGGUGGACUUCGAUGUUGCCAUCCUUCCCAAGCUACGGCGGUUAGACCCGGUCACCGAGGGGCCAGGGAUCCACUGUUUCUCGACAGGAGAUGUGGACAUUUUCCCUUCUUCCCAGGAGUUGUUGACCGCGACCUAUGCCUGGAUUCAAGAGGAGCAGGAAGGCAGGGUAGGCUACUACUCGGCUAUGGAGGAGCUUCCCCCAGAAAACCCCAGAGGAGUCCCGAAGCAAGCAACGGCCAAAGCCAAGCAGAAGGCAGCAGCAGCCCCAAAGAGAGUUUCCACUGCGACCCUCUCCCAACAGCUGGCUGUUCUAGCCGAGUCCAUUCCAGCCCUAUCUUCAUCAUUAGUCGAGAUGCAGAAGAGACAAGACAGCCUGGAACAGGCCCUGUCCCGUCGUCCGGCAGCCCCUCCCCCUGCUCCUCAUCGGUUGGAUUUUGGUCAGACAGGUCAGUCUCCCAAAAGGACCAUUCCCCCUCCUUCCAAGUUUCUCGCAGCGGUUGGUCCCCCCCCAAAGUUGAGGAGCCCUCAGAAGCCCCAGAAGGUGGAGGAGAUGCCAGAGGACGAGCCCCAGGGGCUUUUGGAGGAGUUGGAGGAUGUCCCACCCGAGGAGCAACAACAUACCGUGUCACAGAUGCUGGUGAAGCAGCAAGUGGCCCUCAACUCCCUUGUGGCUCAUCUUGCAAGUCAGGAUGGACUUCACGACCUAGGGGUAUCAGGAUCAGCCUCUUCAAGCAUCUCCCUGAAAGGUUCAGCCAAGCGAGAACGUUUGCUCUCAGACCUGGCCGCCAGGCGCAGCGACUUCUUCUUGAAGGUUGCACAGAACGCCCACAGGCGUCUCAAGCCCGCAGAAGCGGUGCCCCAAGCCCUCGAGGAGUUUCCCCAGAAGGCCCUCUUCACCAAGUACCUGGAACUACAGGGAGGAUACACAGGUUAUCAACGAGAGCAAGGGCUUACCAUGUGGCUGCUGGGUCACGUAGCAGAUCAGAUGCUGCUAGGAGAUGUGAAGGGCGCCCAGGAGAUGUUGGCCUUGGCGAUGGUAGCAAUAGAGCAGAGUGCUAUGGACAAUGGCAAGUGGGAGAUAGCAUGGGUGUUAGCACUUCAAGAAGAUCCCCCCCAGCAGCUCUUUGCUCACCGCCCCAUAGCAACGAACCCCAGGCUGAGGGCCUUCAGCCCCCUGUGCCCUGCCGACUGGGGAGCCAUAGCUCUUGCCUACGUCAAGGAGCUGGAUCUUCUCUCCGGCAGGAGACAGGAGGCUCUUCCCAAGAAGCAAGGUGGUGGGAGGCAGGAGGAGGAAGCAGCCGACCCUACAAAGAAGCCAAAGCAGCCCACGUUCCCUCGAAAGCCAAAAGCACAAGGAGGGCAGAGCUCAACAGAGACUGCAUGA